AUGGCAUCGCCCGCCGUGCGAUGCGCAGCGCCUGCUGCCGGCGGCCGCGCCGCCGCUGCCGCUGUGCGGGUGCCGCCGCGUGCGGUGCGCCUGCUGCCGCGCCUCACCUCGCCCCGCCUGAGAGUCUGCGCUGCCGCGCCUGGCGGGGAGGGAAGCACACGGGGAGCCGGAGCUGCCGCCAGCCUGCUGGAGCUGCCAACCGUGCCGGCACCAGCCAGCGGCCUGGCGGCGCCACUCGCCGACCGCACCUCGCUCGGCGGCGAUGGCUCUGCUCCGCAGCAGAGCGCGGCGCUGCAGCAGCAGCCCCUGGACGCCCUGGACGCCAGCCUUCUGGUGCAGGGGGUGGGCCUGGCUGACGCCCAGGCCCUAGAGACGCUCCUGCCCUCGGAGCCAACCGCUGCACCCGAGCCCCGCGCCUCUGCCGCCCACACCGGCACGCUGUGGGGCCUUCUGGUGAUGACGCUGGGCUACCUGCACCUGUCUGUCACCAUCUACGCACUGCCCUCCCUGCUGCCCAUGAUCAGCGAAGACCUGCAGCUGAGCGACCCUCAGGGCGGCCUGCUGACCACGGGGUACACGGUGGUGUAUGGCCUGGCACUCAUCCCUGCAGGGCUGCUGGCCGACUCGCUCAUGGCCACGCGGGUGGGCUUUGCGGUGGCGCAGGGCGUGCAGAACCCGGUGGCCUAUUCCCUCAUCCCGGAGCUCUUUCCUGCCAACCGUACCGCCGCCAUGGCGGUGUACAACUCCGCCAUCUAUCUGGGCAGGGCGCUGUCGUUUGUGGUGGUGAUUCUGGCGGGGCAGCAGGCCGCCGGCCUGGCGGAGGGCGGCGCCUCCCAGCUGCCCGCGCUCGGGGAGGCCGGCGCGGCGCUGGGCGCGGCCGCCGCCGCCUGGCGCCCGCUGCUGUGGUGGCUGGGCCCGCCGGGGCUGGCGGCGGCGGCGCUGGCGCUUUGGACGAUGGAGGAGCCGAGGCGCAAGGGUGAGGCGGGCCGAUUCCUGCCGCUGGUCACCCUCAGCAGCGACAGCGAAGAGGAGGCGGCAGAGAGGGCCAGCGUCGCCACCGCCGGGGCAGCCGCUGCCGGCGACGGCUGGACGGCAGGAGGCGCCGCUGCUGCCGCCUCCCUGGCAGCGCCAGCAGCAGCGCCAGCGCCAGCAGCGGCAGCGGCAGCGGCGCCAGCAAAGGGCCGGCUGGUGUCUGCGCCCGCGGCGGCGGCGCCCGCGGGCCUGGGCGACAGCCUGGCCAAGCUGCGCCAGCUGGCGGGCGACCGCAGCUUCCAGGCGCUGACGGCGGCGGCGGCGGCGGGCGACGUGGCCUCCUGGGCGCUUAUCGGCUGGCAGGCCACUUUCUACCAGCGUGUGUACGAGCUGGAGCCAUCGGUGUAUGCCCCCAUGCUGGCAAUCAUCAUCCCAGUGGGAGGUAUCAUGGGCGGGGUGGGAGCAGCCGUGUUUGGGGACCGCCUGACGGCGCGCGGCGCCCGCGGCUGGCUCACCGCCGGCACCUCGCUGGCCGCCGCCCCGCUGGUGGCGGCCUCGCUGCUGGUUGAAGACUACCGCCUGUCCUUUGCAGCGCUGCUGAUGGGCUAUGCGCUCAGCGAGUGCUGGCGCUCGCCCGCCGCGGUCAUGGUGCGCGAGGUGUCUCCCCCCGGCCUGGGCUCCACAGCCUCUGCCCUGCACCUGUGCAUCCGAGGGCUGGCCGGGGCUCUUGGCCCCAUCGGCGUGGCCCUGCUGGCUGUAGAGGUUGGUCUGCAACAUGCCAUGCUGCUCAUCCCCGCCUGCCACCUGGCGGCGGGCGUGGGCCUGGCGGCCACAGAGGAGGUGCUCAAGUCGGAGCAUGCCAAGGCCAAGGCCAAGGCGGCAGCGCUGCCCGGCGAGCUGGCAAGCCUGGAGUGA
Messenger RNA from Chlorella variabilis, 1887 nucleotides. RefSeq lists its product as hypothetical. Lineage: Eukaryota; Viridiplantae; Chlorophyta; Trebouxiophyceae; Chlorellales; Chlorellaceae. The transcript has 7 exons. The record is from RefSeq and is a predicted model, not a curated record. Gene Ontology annotation, cellular component: membrane. Bases 1 to 1887 code for a protein of 628 amino acids. Gene Ontology annotation, molecular function: transporter activity.